Messenger RNA from Nilaparvata lugens (brown planthopper), 2174 nucleotides. It is a transcript of the gene BORCS5, whose product is annotated as BLOC-1-related complex subunit 5. NCBI's taxonomy places the organism in Eukaryota, Metazoa, Arthropoda, Insecta, Hemiptera, Delphacidae. Gene Ontology annotation, cellular component: BORC complex; cytoplasmic side of lysosomal membrane; synaptic vesicle membrane. Bases 257 to 652 code for a protein of 131 amino acids. Gene Ontology annotation, biological process: organelle transport along microtubule; lysosome localization; positive regulation of anterograde synaptic vesicle transport. The transcript has 3 exons. The record is from RefSeq and is a predicted model, not a curated record.
UAUUAUGUUUUAAUUUUCAGAUUCUCCAAAAUUAUCCUCAAAACAAACGAGUCAUCUCACUAGAGGAAAAUCAUUGGGGACAGCAAGUGGUCUGAUAUCUUCCCCAGAUAGUUCAAAAAGAAACUUUUUGAAGAAACAGAGCUCAUCAUCAAAAGCUCCCAUAAGCACAGCUCACAAUAUAGUAGUUGUUAAGCCAGCUCUCCCAGAUGAGACUGCGGAAAAAGACCCUGACAUUCUUCGAUUGCAGAGUGUUCCAAUGUUCCUUCCGAUUAUGCGUGGUACUUUGAAUCUGACAGAUGUGAGAGAUCCAGAAGUUCUUGAAAGGCUGGAUCAGACUGCGUUGUACCGACUUUGUGUAUCUUACCAAGGCUACCUGAACUUCAAUGCCAAUUUAGUAUCUGAAGAACAGAAUAUUAUCGCCCAGAAAAUGCGAGAGGUUGACAGUGAAACUAGUCGUUUGGUAGCUGUAUCAACUGAAAGACAGAAAGCUUACUCGAAGUACGCUGAUAAACUCAACAAAGUUCAUGAAAUAACGCACCAACUCAACAAAUGUCACCUAGCUCUCAACCAAACUUUGGAUUUGAUUGAGAAGCUGAACAAUUCCUUGCCAGUUGAUGACAGACUGGAGCCAUUCGUGUGGACUACCGGCUAGUACACGGAAGAUAUUCAUCACAAUGAUAAAUAAUGUGUGAUUACUCUGAAGAAACUAAUAUUCUGAGUUUUAAGUUACCAUAUUGAGUUGAUAACAUGUAAAUAUUUUGAUAUUCCAAGAAACAUUGUAAAAUAAAUAAACUAGUAUCAAUACUACAAUUUCUCAGCGCAGAUCGUAGAUGAUCAAUUUUCCGUGUAGAAUAAAUGGCAAAGUAAAAAAUAAUUUACUAUGACGUUUCCAAGUAUGUAUUUUAUUUAAGAAUUUAUGUAUUUCUGAGAUGUAAUGUAAUAUAAGAUAGAAUGGUCUGAAAAAUGUCUAUCAUUUCACGUAUUCCAAAGACUCAUAAGUGAUUUCUUGUCGACUAUUUCGAUUUGCUACCUAUUACUUUUGACCAAUUUGCAUAUUUUUCUGCCGCCUGCUAAGCAGUGAGUGUUUAUAGUAUAGGUAUAGGCUAUAGUAUGUUUCAAAAAGGACUGAUAAUUCAUAAUAAAUGAUUCAAAAAAGCUAUGUAGAGCAGGUGUUGUUGCAAAUACUAACACCUCAUUGGAAUAGUUUGAUAGUGCAAAAUCCCGCCAUAAAAAGCGCUAGCUUUAGUUACGUUAAAAAUGGAUGCCUCCACAGGACCCGAGAGUGCUACAAGUCUCAGCCAUCCUUUUAAAAGAUAAAUUAAUCAGAGGGAUAGUUUAUCUGGAUAUGUAGUAACAUUUUUCGAUAUCAAAUAUCGAUAAGGAUGACUAGCAACUACGUUCUUAUUACUCAAAGCAAGAUGGUACACCACAUCACUAAUAGACGUCCACCAUCGACGUACACUUGGGUUCAGUGAAGGAAGCCAUUCUUAAUUUGACAACUUGCGUUUCUCAAGGCUUAAUUUCGUACUAUCAAACUAUCUAAUAACAAAUUGAGUUGUUCUCCUUUGAAACAAAACUAAAUAUACCAUAUCUUGAUUGAAUAUUUCUUUAUGAAUUAUAAAAAUUGAGAAGUUAUUUUUGAAACACUAUACUGGUAAUCUUAGAUACAUGAUAUGUGGAAUCAUACAGGUAUUUGGAUUAUUAAACAAGAAUUUAUAAACCAAAUGAUUAUAAACAAUGUUUCAGUAAUAAAGGACGACAAUAUUUUAUUAUCAUGUGCUUAUUAUAUUAAAAAUAAAACGGAUUGCACAACCUCGAUGAUCAGUUACAUGGAUAUCAUACAUUGUCUUGAUCCAAGCUACCAAUAGGAAAUAUUACAGUCAUAGAAUAAUUAAUGCACUAUUAUUUGUAGUACAAUAUGAUAAAUUCAUUAAUAUUAUUAAUAACACUUAUAAGUACAAAACUUGAUAGAUUAUAUCUCGGUUUAAUUUAAUACAAGGCUUCCAUAAUAAUAGGUCUCAUGCAGAAAUGAUAAUGAUAAAUAAAUUCUAUACCUACUACAAAAUAAAUUAAAAUGAAAAAUUAAGUCACAAAAAAUAUUGUUAGGGAGCGGUAUUGGAGAUCACAAUAUGUUUUGCAGUUUUUGCCUGUCUGUAAUAAAGUUAUAAUAUGUG